Molecule: messenger RNA, 855 nt
Organism: Procambarus clarkii (red swamp crayfish)
Lineage: Eukaryota; Metazoa; Arthropoda; Malacostraca; Decapoda; Cambaridae
Source: RefSeq, a predicted model, not a curated record
AUGAAGGAAAGGGAACAAUCAUUACCUGCCAUGAUCAUGAAGGAAAGGGAACUAUCAUUACCUGCCUUGAUCAUGAAGGAAAGGGAACUAUCAUUACCUGCCAUGAUCAUGAAGGAAAGGGAACUAUCAUUACCUGCCAUGAUCAUGAAGGAAAGGGAACUAUCAUUACCUGCCAUGAUCAUGAAGGAAAGGGAACUAUCAUUACCUGCCAUGAUCAUGAAGGAAAGGGAACUAUCAUUACCUGCCUUGAUCAUGAAGGAAAGGGAACUAUCAUUACCUGCCUUGAUCAUGAAGGAAAGGGAACUAUCAUUACCUGCCAUGAUCAUGAAGGAAAGGGAACUAUCAUUACCUGCCAUGAUCAUGAAGGAAAGGGAACUAUCAUUACCUGCCAUGAUCAUGAAGGAAAGGGAACUACCGUUACCUGCCAUGAUCAUGAAGGAAAGGGAACUACCGUUACCUGCCAUGAUCAUGAAGGAAAGGGAACUAUCAUUACCUGCCAUGAUCAUGAAGGAAAGGGAAAUAUCAUUACCUGCCAUGAUCAUGAAGGAAAGGGAACUAUCAUUACCUGCCAUGAUCAUGAAGGAAAGGGAACUAUCAUUACCUGCCAUGAUCAUGAAGGAAAGGGAACUAUCAUUACCUGCCAUGAUCAUGAAGGAAAGGGAACUAUCAUUACCUGCCUUGAUCAUGAAGGAAAGGGAACUACCGUUACCUGCCAUGAUCAUGAAGGAAAGGGAACUAUCAUUACCUGCCAUGAUCAUGAAGGAAAGGGAACUAUCAUUACCUGCCAUGAUCAUGAAGCACACUUCCUCAGGUCGCACACUUUGUGACUCAGACAACUACGGAAAUAUUAUUUAG